UGGACCAUGGAGCCGGUGUCGCUGCAGGACUUCGCGCGCCACCUGGACCCUGCCUCCCUGCCGCGCGUCCUGCGGGUCUACUCCGGAGUCUACACGGAGGGCUCCAUCUACGAGAUCUGUGGAAAUGAGUGCUGCCUGUCCACAGGGGACCUAAUGAAGGUCACAAAGGUAACCCUGAAGAAAGUGGUCUGUCAGAACCCAGGCACAGGCCAGAAGUUGGAGCUGUCCCCCAACUUCCAGGGCCACUUCUGCCCCCUCUCCACCUGGAAGAGCUAUGGGACCCUGCAGGAGCUGGUCUCUGCCGCAGCUCGGAGUGCCACACCGCUGCCUCUUAGCUUUAUGUCCGCUCAGAGCAUUGUCACAAAGGAUGGGGUGGUGCCCAAAGAACGGACCCUCCUGCUUGAGGCUGUGGAGAUGCACCUCGGGAUCUGCUGUGCACGCUGUAACCUGGACUCUGAGACUAAGCAGGUCGUCCUGCACCUACCCCUGACCCAGGAGGGGCCCUUCUGGACAUGGAAGCCGAGUGCCUCGCAAACUCUGCUCGAGAUCCUGCAAGACCCAGCCUUGAAGGACCUUGAGCUCACCUGCCCCACCCUCCCGUGGCACUCUGUGGUCCUGAGACCCGAGUAUGAGGUCCAAGCUAUCAUGCACAUGCGCAAGACCGUGGUCAGGAUCCCCACUACGCUGGAGGUCGAUGUUCAGGAUGUCACAGCCUCCUCUCAACACGUCCACUUCAUCAAACCGCUGCUGCUGAGCGAGGUCCUGGCCCGGAGGGGCCCCUUCCCCCAGUCUGUGGAGAUCCUGGAGGUCCCGGAUGGGCCCCCCAUCUUCCUCAGCCCGUGGGUGAGCUCCCUGCGGAAGGGCCAGAGGCUCUGCAUCUACGGGCUGGCUUCGCCCCCCUGGCGGGUCCUGGCCUCCAGCAAGGGCCGGAAGGUGCCCCGCCACUUCAUGGUGUCCGGGGCCUACCAGGGCAAGCUGCGGCGGCGGCCCCGGGAGUUCCCCACGGCCUAUGACCUCCUGGGUGCCCUGCAGCCAGGCCAGCACCUCCGGGUGGUGGUGACAAAGGACUGUGAGGAGGGCGACGAGCACCCUGAGUUAGCCUCCCUGGCCGUGGGCGACCGGCUGGAGGUGUUGGGGCCCGGCCAGGUCCUGGGGACCCAAGGCCAGGACAUAGACGUGCUGAUAUGCGUGCGGCUGAGCGAGGAGGCCAGAGAGGAGGAGGAGGAGCGCGAAGAGGCCGAGGAGGACCAGGAGCAGGUUCUGCUGCCCCUCUACCUGCCUUGCGGUCUGGUGGAGGAGGUGAACGACAGCCGGCGCUAUAGCCUGGCAGAGCUGACUGCCCAGUUGUCACUGCCCUGUGAGGUCAAGGUGGUGGCCAAGGACGUUGGCCACCCUGCUGACCCUCUGACUUCCUUCCUGGGCCUGCGGCUGGAAGAGAAGAUCACAGAACCCUUCUUGGUAGUUGGCCUGGACUCCCAGCCCGGCACCUUCUUCGAGAUCCCACCCCGGUGGCUGGAUCUGACUGUGGUGGAGGCUGAAGGGCUAUGGGACCAGCCGGCAGCGCAGCUCCCCGUGGCCACUGUGGAGGAGCUGUCCGAGACCUUCUACUACAGCCUCCGGAGGUCCCCAGCCAGCGAGAGCCAGGCCCCCCCACCCAGACCCCCGAAAGGCCAGGGCCUGGGGGGGCAGAAGAAACAAAGCUGCAAGGAGGGCAACGCUAAGGUGCUUCCUCAGAAGCAGGCGCCUGGUGUGCGUGGGCCUGGCGACUGGAGAGGCGCACUCAAGUCUUCUCAAGUCUUAGAACUGCAGAAGUCCCCUCUGCCACCCAUACCCAAGGAAAAGACAUUGCCAGAUGCCUCCAAGAACGUAUACAAAAAGAUUUCUUUAAAGAUGGGCCUCAGGGCCAUCAAGGCUCAAACACAGGACCCAGUGCUAAGGGUUGAACCCAGGGGCUCCCCCAUGGCAGAGAGGCACCAUGCCCCUGCCCGUGAGCCCAAUCCCUGGCCAGGCCUGGGCCUUUAUGAAGAUAUGGAUGAUCACGACUAUGAAGAAGUAGUAGAGCAUUUUCGGAAAACCAUCUAGGCGCUGGAGGAGCCACACUUCCCACUGCUGCUUCUCCAGAUCCGGGAUACCAGCAGCUCUUGCAAGCCUGGGGUCAAUCUCACAGAAAUCACUCAGAUGGAGAAAGGAACUAAAAUGGGGCGGACAUGGUACCAGCUUCCUGUGGGUUUGAGGUUCCCACUUCUGCUGGGGGGCUGAUAUGUUGGGGCCCAGCAUCUUGCACAGGACUGUCUGAGCCUCAGAGCUCCCCACCGCUGUCCC
Molecule: messenger RNA, 2322 nt
Organism: Octodon degus (degu)
Lineage: Eukaryota; Metazoa; Chordata; Mammalia; Rodentia; Octodontidae
Gene: Themis2
Product: thymocyte selection associated family member 2
Exons: 8
Coding region: 7-2082 (691 amino acids)
Biological process (GO): T cell receptor signaling pathway
Source: RefSeq, a predicted model, not a curated record